Messenger RNA from Candoia aspera, 1269 nucleotides. It is a transcript of the gene FAIM, whose product is annotated as Fas apoptotic inhibitory molecule. The record is from RefSeq and is a predicted model, not a curated record. Gene Ontology annotation, biological process: positive regulation of neurogenesis; negative regulation of extrinsic apoptotic signaling pathway via death domain receptors; canonical NF-kappaB signal transduction. Bases 438 to 1004 code for a protein of 188 amino acids. NCBI's taxonomy places the organism in Eukaryota, Metazoa, Chordata, Lepidosauria, Squamata, Candoiidae. The transcript is spliced from 4 exons.
CAAGGAAACUUUUAGUCUUGGAACAAUUAUAUGUGUUCAAUUUCUGUCUGUAAACUGACUUUGUAUCAGUACAAUGAAAAGACUGAUCAAUAUUACUCUGUAUGUUCAGGAUUUAACAAGGUGUUUAAAAAGUGGACUGAGUGAUUUUUGCUAUAUCUAAUAUAAUACGUCAGUGUUGUUUUCUUUUUUCUUAUUAGGUAUAUACUAAAGAUAUAAAUAUGCAUAUAGAUAGGAUAUGCAUCUGCAUACGCCUCAGGGACCAAAAACUUUGGUAAAGACUAAGCUUAUAAUUUAAAGGGCUGCAUAGUAAGUUCUGAAAAUGUAAUUACAUUUCCAAAAAGAGGCCCUGGCUAAGUUGGAGCCACUUUAGAAGUAUAUUUCAAUGUUAUAUAGUACUGCUUGAGGUAGGUCAAGUGUACAUAUUUAAAUGUUCUUGUAUGUCUCACUACAGUUACCUAGACAGAAUGACAGACCUAGUGGCUGUCUGGGAAGUAGGUCUGAGUGAUGGUGUUCACAAAAUUGAAUUUGAACAUGGGACCACGUCAGGAAAACGUGUUGUGUAUGUAGAUGGAAAGGAAGUAAUGAGAAAAGAAUGGAUGUUUAAAUUAGUGGGAAAGGAGACAUUUACAGUUGGAGCAGCUAAAACAAAGGCUACCAUUAAUAUUGAUGCAGUCAGUGGAUUUGCAUAUGAAUAUACUCUGGAAAUAGAUGGGAAAAGCCUCAAGAAGUAUCUGGAGAACCGGUCAAAAACAACAAACACUUGGGUAUUACACCUAGAUGGUACAGAUUUUAGAGUUGUUUUAGAGAAAGACACAAUGGAUGUCUGGUGCAAUGGUAAAAAAGUGGAGACAGCGGGUGAAUUUGUAGAAGAUGGGACAGAAACACAUUUCAGUAUUGGAAAGCAUAACUGUUGCAUUAAAGCUAUCAGCAGUGGGAAGAGAAGAGAAGGAAUUCUUCACAUGCUCAUUGUGGAUGAUGGAGAAAUUCCAGAAGCCUUGGAAUAGCUUUCAGAGACUAAUGCAGAUAAAAAUAUCAGGGAUUUUCAAUUACUGCAGUAAUUGACAACUGUAAUAUGUACUUGUUGUACAUUUAGUCUGUGAUGGAUUUUUUAAGUUACUGCAUAGGAAAUUCACUAGAGGGCCAAAUGAAUAUGUAAAGUAUGUAACCUCUACAGUAGUUAUUUUGUUAUAUAGGGACACUAAAGGGAAACUGACUAAUGUAGAAAUUGUUUACAGGGGACAUUUUAAUAAAAUAGUGCAGAAUAAACAA